Messenger RNA from Stegastes partitus (bicolor damselfish), 1758 nucleotides. RefSeq names its product guanine nucleotide binding protein (G protein), alpha activating activity polypeptide, olfactory type 2 (gene gnal2). NCBI's taxonomy places the organism in Eukaryota, Metazoa, Chordata, Actinopteri, Pomacentridae. Gene Ontology annotation, cellular component: heterotrimeric G-protein complex; cytoplasm. The record is from RefSeq and is a predicted model, not a curated record. Gene Ontology annotation, molecular function: G-protein beta/gamma-subunit complex binding; GTP binding; GTPase activity. Gene Ontology annotation, biological process: sensory perception of chemical stimulus; adenylate cyclase-activating dopamine receptor signaling pathway. The transcript has 13 exons. The coding region runs from base 1 to 1518 and encodes 505 amino acids.
AUGGGGCUGUGCUACAGUUUGCGUCCCCGGCUCUUCGGGGACCUGAGCGGCUCUAUCUCCAACGCUACCUCGGACUCGGACCAGCCUCCGGACGCCGCCGUGCCGACCCGCGCCGGGGGAGCUCGCCAGGAGGACACCGGGGGAUGCGGGGAGACUUCGUCGCUACGCGGCGGUGGAGGCGGCGGCGGCGGCCUGGUGCGCCCCGGGGACCCUGCUGCCAGGCUCCCGGCCGGGGAGCACCGCCGUGGAGACACCGGCACCGACGGUGUGCUCAUACAGAACGGAGGCGGCGGAGGUGGAGGUGGAGGAGGCAGCGGGAAGGGGACGGGGAAGGACCGCGGCCGACGCUUACAGCUGCUGCAAAAGACCAGCACCCAAAAGCAGAAAAACUGGGACAAAUUACUGGUGGAGGAGAAAGAGGCCGAGAAGGAGGCGAAGAAAGUCAGUAAGAACAUUGACCGGGCGCUGAAGGAGCUGAAGCGGGAGUACAAGCAGACGCACCGGCUGCUGCUGCUCGGUGCGGGAGAGUCCGGAAAAAGCACCAUUGUGAAGCAGAUGAGGAUCCUACACGUCAACGGCUUCAACGCGGAAGAAAAGAAACAGAAAAUCCAAGAUAUUCGGAAAAACGUGAAGGAUGCCAUAGUGACUAUAGUGUCUGCGAUGAGCACUUUAAUACCCCCAGUCCCGCUAGCCAACCCAGAGGACCAAUUCAGAAUCGAAUACAUCAAAAGCAUAGCACCACUCUCUGACUUUGACUAUUCACAGGAGUUCUUCGAUCACGCAAAAAAGCUGUGGGACGACGAAGGAGUGAAAGCUUGCUUUGAGAGGUCCAAUGAAUACCAGCUCAUCGACUGCGCACAAUAUUUCCUGGACAGAAUUGACUCUGUAAGACAGAGCGACUACACACCAACGGACCAGGACCUGCUACGCUGCCGAGUGUUAACUUCAGGGAUUUUCGAGACGAGGUUCCAAGUAGAUAAAGUGAACUUUCACAUGUUUGAUGUUGGGGGCCAGAGAGAUGAAAGGAGAAAAUGGAUUCAGUGCUUUAACGACGUCACUGCUAUCAUCUUCGUGGUGGCCAGCAGCAGCUACAACAUGGUAAUAAGGGAAGACAAUAACACCAACAGGCUACGGGAAGCUCUGGACCUCUUCCGCAGUAUUUGGAACAACAGAUGGUUACGCACUAUAUCGGUCAUAUUGUUCCUGAACAAGCAGGACAUGCUGGCUGAGAAAGUAUUAGCUGGAAAAUCCAAAAUUGAAGACUACUUCCCUGAAUAUGCUCGCUACACCAUACCAAAUGAAGCAACUCCUGAACCUGGUGAAGACCCAAGAGUGACGAGAGCUAAGUUCUUCAUCCGAGACGAGUUUCUUCGGAUCAGCACUGCGAGCGGCGACGGCAGACACUACUGCUACCCCCACUUCACCUGCGCCGUGGACACAGAGAACAUCCGGCGGGUGUUCAACGACUGCCGGGACAUCAUCCAGAGAAUGCACCUGCGGCAGUACGAACUCUUGUGAUGGGAGACCGUCUCCGUCAGCCUUCUGUGUUUUUCUCCACCAUUCUGCAUCCCUGAUGAACCCUUCCUCCUCCUCCUCCUCCUCCUCCUCCUCUUCCUCCUUUACUCCUCAAUCCCCAAAAAGAAACCCUCAACAAGCCCCCCUGACCUCCCCUCCUGUCGAUGACUAUGAAGUACUACUGAAGUGUGUCAAAUCCUCUUUCUCUUUUUAACUUCUUAGCUUUUUGUACUUCUUUUUUUU